AUUCAGGCGGGCUUUACUCUUGGGCUCUGAAACCAACUAGAACUAGGAAAGCUGGGACCCAGUUUAAGAGGAGGAGCUCUGGACCUGUGCGAGCACAGACCCCGCCCGUACCUUUCCUGCUGUGCCCUCUCCUUUUCUCACUGCCCUGGAGACCAGCGGUGAUCUUCCGACAAUUGGCCUCCCUACCCCCAUCCCCACCGCCAGUCCCAUCUUGAGUCAGAGGCCCUGCAACUGAUUUUAUCCCACUGAGCUAGUUUCCCCAAGCUUUUCCAGCCUUCCAGGGCCGUCUCUUAACCCUUCUAUACUCCCCCCCACCCCGCCCCCGACCCCGGGACUCCUGGUUUGAGCCCCAGGCUUCGCCUCCACUGGUUGGCCCUGCUGGCCAUAGGGCCCAAUGCACCCAAUUCUCCCCAAGUGUGCUCUGCCCUUAAGGAGUCACAUCUCAGUGGAGACCAGGUGCCAGAUAGCUGUAUGCUUCAUUUAAGGGAGCUCAGAGGGAUCAGGAAAGACUUCCCAGGAGAGAGGACCUUUGAGCAGGUUCUGAAAGGAUUGGGUAGGACUCUGACAGGGGAGAAAGGUCUUUCCAAGCUGAUGAAAGAGUAUGAACAAAGUUAGGAAAGUGGGAGCAAGAAUUCAGUAAGCCUGGCCGGUGAGGUACGGGUCAGGGGGAAACUCAGGAAAAUAGCUGGUGUGGGCCAGGUGUUUGGACACUACAUAACCUAGGAUUUUAGGGAGGCGAUUGGUGUCUGGGAUCAGGGAUGGGAAUGGAAUGAGACUGAAGGCAGAGGCCAAUAACGAGGUGGAGGGUCUAAGUUAGCACAGGGUGGUAAGGAUUAUGCAAUAGGAACAGGCUGGCAAAGUACUGCGAUGAGGAACCGGCAGGGCUGUUUCCAUUGUGUGAAGGAGGGGGGAAGGAUUUGAAGACAAAGAGGUCAGAUUUCGAGUAGAAAUCAUGUGAUUGGGAAGAUUUGCAAUAAAGUAACUGGAAGGGGAGGAGAGAUGCUGAGUUCAGUCCUGCGAGGUGCGGCUUGAAGCAUUGGCAGGAUGUCCAUAUGGAGAUAUCAAAUAGGAAGUCAUUCAUUCACUUAUCUAUAAUGUAUGCCAGCCUCAAAGGCAGGUUACAUAAAAGUCACAGAGAAGAUAAAAUGAUCAAACCAUUAAAACUCAGCUAAAAGGACCUGAUAGCUAGGGAAAAACUUCAGAGGAGAGUGGAUGAUUGUUACUGGAAAACGUUGGCUCAGAAAAGCCACUGAAAAUGAACACAGGACUCAUAGGAGCUUGCUGGCAGCCAAGCAAAGAAAAGGACACCUAAAUAAAACAGCUCACUAGGCUGGAAUUCAGGAGAAAGCGGAACAGGAUAGAAGGUGGUGUGCUCAGUCCCCCAGGCCCUGACCUUCUCUCCUGCCAUGAGGUGGGGCUGCCAUUUGCCUAGGGCCUCUUGGGGCCCUGGUCUGGGAAGAGUACUCCAGCCAGCAGGUGAACGUAUCCCCUUCCUGAUCCACUGGAGUUGGCCCCUUAAAGGGGAGCGCCCCCUUGGGCCCCCUAGGGCCUUUACACGCCAUCACGGAAGCUCAGCGGGCAGUGGUCCCCCAUCAGGGAGGCACGGACAGUUGUUCCAGGGCAUCGCUGCAGCUGAAGCUAUCCAGCGGCACCGCCAGAACCUGGCCGAGUGGUUCAGCCGGCUGCCCAAGGAAGAGCGCCAGUUCGGCCCAACCUUUGCACUAGACACGGUCCACGUAGACCCUGUGAUCCGCGAGAGCACCCCUGAUGAGCUGCUUCGCCCACUGGCUGAGCUGGCCCUGGAGCAUCAGCCACCCUCUGCUGGGCUCCCCCCGCUGGCCCUGUCUCAGCUCUUUGACCCAGAUGCCUGUGGGUGCCGCGUGCAGACAGUGGUGCUCUACGGGACAGUGGGCACAGGCAAGAGCACGCUGGUGCGCAAGAUGGUCCUGGACUGGUGUUACGGGCGGCUGCCAACCUUCAAGCUGCUGAUCCCCUUCUCCUGCGAGGACCUGUCAUCCCUGGGCCCUGAGCCAGUCUCCUUGUGCCAACUUGUGGCCCAGCGCUACGCACCCCUGAAGGAGAUUCUGCCUCUGAUGGCCGCUGCUGGUUCCUGCCUGCUCUUUGUGCUCCACGGCUUGGAGCACCUCAACCUUGAUUUCCGGUUGGCGGGCACAGGGCUUUGCAGUGACCCGGAGGAGCCAGAGGCGCCAGCUGCCAUCAUCGUCAACCUGCUACGCAAAUACAUGUUGCCCGAGGCCAGCAUUCUGGUGACCACCCGGCCCUCUGCCAUCGGCCGCAUCCCCAGCAAGUAUGUGGGCCGCUAUGGCGAGAUCUGUGGCUUCUCCGAUACCAACCUACAGAAGCUCUACUUUCAGCUCCGCUUCAACCAGCCAGACUGCGGGCACGGAGCUGGGGGGGUCUCAGUCACGCCGGCUCAGCGUGACCACCUGGUGCAGAUGCUCUCUCGGAACCUGGAGGGGCACCACCAGAUCGCCGCUGCCUGCUUCCUGCCCUCCUAUUGCUGGCUUGUCUGUGCCACCCUGCACUUCCUGCACGCUCCCACACCAGCUGGCCAGACCCUCACAAGCAUCUACACCAGCUUCCUGCAUCUAAACUUCAGUGGGGAGAUGCUGGACAGCACUGACCCUUCCAAGUUGUCCCUGAUGGCCUAUGCAGCCCGAACCAUGGGCAAGUUGGCCUACGAGGGGGUGUCCUCCCGCAAGACGUACUUCUCUGAAGAGGAUGUCCGUGGCUGCCUGGAAGCUGGCAUCCGGACGGAAGAGGGGUUUCAGCUGCUGCAUGUGUUCCGCCGGGAUGCCCUGAGGUUUUUUCUGGCCCCGUGCGUUGAGCCAGGGCACCUGGGUACCUUCGUGUUCACUGUGCCCGCCAUGCAGGAAUACCUGGCUGCCCUCUACAUUGUGCUGGGUUUGCGGAAGACGACUCUGCAGCGAGUGGGCAAGGAGGUGGCCGAGCUCAUGGGCCGUGUCGGGGAGGAUGUCAGCCUGGUCCUGGGCAUCAUGGCCAAGUUGCUGCCCCUGCGGGCCCUGCCCCUGCUCUUCAACCUGAUCAAGGUGGUUCCACAUGUGUUCGGGCGUGUGGUAGGUAAGAGCCGCGAGGCAGUGGCCCAGGCCAUGGUGCUGGAGAUGUUCCGAGAGGAGGACUACUACAACGACGACGUCCUGGACCAGAUGGGUGCCAGUAUCCUGGGUGUGGAGGGCCCCCGGUGCCACCUGGACGAGCCCACAGAGGAUGAGGUCUUUGAGCUUUUCCCCAUGUUCAUGGGCGGGCUUCUCUCUGCCCAUAACCGGGUACUGCUGGCUCAGCUCGGCUGCCCCAUCAAGACCCUGGAUGCCCUGGAGAAUGCCCAGGCCAUCAGGAAGAAGCUGGGCAAGCUGGGCCGGCAGGUGCUGCCCCCCUCGGAGCUCCUUGACCACCUCUUCUUCCACUAUGAGUUCCAGAAUCAGCGCUUCUCCGCCGAGGUGCUCGGCUCCCUGCGCCAACUCAGCCUGGCGGGCGUGCGCAUGACACCCCUCAAGUGCUCGGUGGUGGCAGCUGUCCUGGGCAGUGGAAGGCAUGCCCUGGACGAGGUGAACUUGGCCUCCUGCCAACUGGACCCUGCCGGGCUGCGCACACUCAGGCCUGUCUUCCUGCGUGCCCGGAAGCUGGGCUUACAACUCAACAGCCUGGGCCCCGAGGCCUGCAGGGACCUCCGAGACUUGCUGCUGCAUGACCAGUGCCAAGUUACCACCCUGCGGCUGUCCAACAACCCGCUGACGGCGGCGGGUGUGGCCCUGCUGUUGGAGGGGCUGGCGGGAAACACCUCGCUGAAACACCUGUCUCUGCUGCACACGGGCCUUGGGGAUGAGGGCCUGGAGCUGCUGGCUGCCCAGCUAGACCGUAACCAGCAGCUACAGGAGCUGAAUGUGGCCUACAACGGUGCUGGCGACACAGCGGCCCUGGCCUUAGCCAAGGCUGCCCGGGAGCACCCUUCCCUGGAGCUGCUGCACCUCUACUUCAACGAGCUGAGCUCAGAGUGCCGCCAGGCCCUGCGGGACUCGGGGAGCACCACUGAGGGCAGUGCCCAGGUCGUGGUGUCGCUGACAGAGGGGACAGCAGUGUCCGAGUACUGGUCAGUGAUCCUGGGUGAAGUCCAGCGGAACCUCAAGAGCUGGGAUCGGGGCCGGGUCCGGCGCCACCUGGAGCUUCUGCUGCGGGAUCUGGAAGAUAACCGAGGAGCCACCCUUAAUCCUUGGCGCAAAGCCCAGCUGCUUCGAGUGGAGGGCGAGGUCAGGGCCCUCCUGGAGCAGCUGGGAGGCCCGGGAAGCUGAGACAGUGGCAGCAGUGUGUCCCCUGGCCCCAAGCCGCUUCUGUCUGUGGCCUCCUAGCUUGCACUACCGCUUCCAGAAAGAUCCCUUCAGGGCUGGAGGCAAAGGAAUGGGCACAGCUGUGUCAGUUGCUCUCCUGGGGCGUGUCUAACCAGUGCUCCCAGGUCUGGAGUUUUCCGGGUCAUGGAGCAUGCUUCCCCUCCCUUCGGAUAGAAGGACUGAAAGAUGGGGCGUUUCGGUGGCCACAUUGUCCUGUAGCACCACCACCAAGCUCCUCUUGGAUUGUGCCACCAGGGGGCACACUUCUUUUGUCGGCCUUGCCAGGGGCCUUGCCAUCCAGAUGUGUUGGAGGGCCUCCGCGUCCUGCCUUUAUGCUUUCUGGGGACACCCCGGGACACCCAGGAUGCCAGCAGCCACUUUCCUCUCUCACUGGUGCUGUGUCCUCACCCUUGUUUCCCCUUCACCACAAUGGUACCCAAGCUCGGUGGCCCCUAGGGGCAUGGGUGCUGACUUGCUGCUAUUAAAGAGCUGUGUCUUCCAA
Messenger RNA from Mesoplodon densirostris (Blainville's beaked whale), 4866 nucleotides. RefSeq names its product NLR family member X1 (gene NLRX1). The transcript has 10 exons. Gene Ontology annotation, cellular component: mitochondrion. Gene Ontology annotation, biological process: negative regulation of canonical NF-kappaB signal transduction. Bases 1407 to 4328 code for a protein of 973 amino acids. Lineage: Eukaryota; Metazoa; Chordata; Mammalia; Artiodactyla; Ziphiidae. Gene Ontology annotation, molecular function: protein binding. The record is from RefSeq and is a predicted model, not a curated record.